This is a messenger RNA of Cygnus olor (mute swan), 5335 nucleotides long. RefSeq names its product CD93 molecule (gene CD93). NCBI's taxonomy places the organism in Eukaryota, Metazoa, Chordata, Aves, Anseriformes, Anatidae. Bases 379 to 2028 code for a protein of 549 amino acids. The transcript has a single exon. Gene Ontology annotation, molecular function: calcium ion binding. The record is from RefSeq and is a predicted model, not a curated record.
AAACUACAAGGCCCUAUUAGGGAUUAGAAAAAUUAUCUACUGGGUGAGUGAGUAGAGUAAGCCCUCCAAAACCAAAAAAAGCAGGAUGUAGGCUACUUUCUCAUACAGAAAAGCAGCACCGGCCAAAAUAAAGAAAGCCCCUUCGCAGUCAUACGUCUGAAAUGGGAACGAGCAGCCUGCAUCGCUGGAGGAGAAGAGAAGAAACGGAGGCAAACAUCCCAGCUGUGUCCAACAAGCAGUGAGCGGCGCGGCCACGCUACAGGAAGCAGUAGCCUCCGGUGAUAAAUAGGAGCCCCGGCAGCACAGGAUGCGUGCGGGGUGAGCUUGGCGAGCUGAGGGGAUGUGAGGCAGUGUCCGUCCGUCCGUCCAACCGGCGGGAUGGCUGCGGCCCUGCUGCUGCUGCUGCCGCUGCUGCCGGUGGUGUGGAGCGAGAACGUCGAGGUGCUCUGCGCCGGCACCGCCUGCUACACGCUGCACCGGGAUGAGCUGGGCUGGAACGGCGCCCAGGAGCGCUGCCAACACAACGGCGGUAACCUGGCUCCGGCAGGCAGCGCGGCUGAGGCCGAGCGGCUGGGGCAGCUGAUGGCAGCCAGCGCGGCCGGCGCAGCCUGGAUCGGGCUGCGGCUGGAGCGUGGCCACUGCAUGCAGCCCCAGGAGCCGCUGCGGGGCUUCACCUGGGUGGCCGGUGGGGAGCCCGGCAACUACUCGGCCUGGCUGGCCGAGCCCCAGGUCACCUGCCUCAGCACCCGCUGUGUCACCCUGCAGCCCGCAGGCCCCGACAGGACCCUGGGCUGGGUCGACCGCUCCUGCCGUGCCACGCUGCCUGCCUUCCUCUGCAAGUUCAGCUUCCAGGGGAUGUGCGGGCCCCUGUGGCUGGGGGGCCCUGGCCGGGUCAGCUACGUGACACCCUUUGGGGUGCGCAGCCCCCGGCUGGUGGCAGCCCCCUUUGGCACGCUGGUGGAGGCAGUGUGCGAGGGGGCCAAGGACCCAGCCUUCACCCUCUGCAAGGGGCCGCUGGAGGGGGGCGGCUUCGCCUGGCACCCCCCCGGGCCCCUCUGCCCUGCCGGCUGUGCCCACAGCAAUGGGGGCUGCCAGCAGCUGUGCCUGGAAGAGCCGGGGCAGCCCCUGCGAUGCGCUUGCCAGCCCGGCUACGUCUUGGGCCCCGACAUGGCCUCCUGCCUGCUGGAGGACGCCUGCCACUCCAACCCCUGCCAGGGGUCCUGCCAGCCCCGGCCCGGAGGCUUCGAGUGCAUCUGUGAGACCGGCUACGUCCUGGCACCCGACGGCCGCCGCUGCCUGGACGUGGAUGAGUGCCUGGAGGGGCCCUGCCAGCACGAGUGCCACAACACAGCCGGCAGCUUCACCUGCACCUGCCAGCCCGGCUACCGGCUGACAGGGCCGGGUGGCCGCCACUGCCACGAUGAGGAUGAGUGCGCCCAGCCUGGCACCUGCCCCCAGCUCUGCCUCAACCUCCCUGGCUCCUUCCAGUGCGCCUGCCGACCUGGCUACCAGCCUGGUGGCGACGCCUGCCUGGAUGUGGACGAGUGCCUGCGGAACCCCUGCCCUGGGCCCUGCCGCAACCUGCCUGGGAGCUUUGAGUGCCUCUGCCCACCCGGCUUCCUCCCACAGGAGGAUAGACAUGGCUGCCGCGCCACCCCCACCGCCAGAGAGGAGCCUGCAGGCACCCCAGAGACCACCAGCAUCCUCCAAACAGCAGGCGCCUCGUGGACCACGAGCACUCGCAGCCCUUCUGCCACUCCUAGCAGGAUGAUGCUGCCAGCCCCCACAGCACUGGGGUCGGAUCACAGCCCCGAGCACGGCGCCGACGGCCCCCGGCUGCUCCUCUACUACAUCCUGGGCAGCCUGGUGGCCAUCCUGGUGCUGCUGGCCUUAGCCCUGGUCAUGCUGGCCUGCAGGAAGAGGGUAGCCAAGCGGGAGAAGCAGCCAGCCAAAAGUGCAGCGGACAACUACUGCUGGGUGCCCGAGCAGCCGGAGAGCCAUGGCGGGGCGGGCGGCGAGCGCAGGUAACAGCGCCCGCGCCUCCAGGGGAGCAGGGAUGUGGAGCUGCAAGUGCCAAGGAGUGUGUUUUGCAAAGGGGGAAAAAAAAGGGGGGGAAGGAGAGGGGUGAUGCUAUCUGUCCAAGAUGAUUUUGCAUGCCUUCACAUCUGAAAGCCAGUCUUGGGGCUUCAGAGAAGGCAGGACCUGAUUCUCUUUCAGAAAAGGCAGGUCUGGGAGUCAGAUGCACAGAUAUGGAGGCAGCCAAAAUCAUUCCUUACGGCAAAAGGUCUGGAACAUUAGCUGAUUUAUAAACCUCUGCUCCUUGAAGUAAAGGGUUAAUAGGGAAUAGACAGGUUUAGAUGGGAUGGGGUUGCAAUUACCUGCCCAGGUUGCUCUUCAGCUCUGCAAAACCCAACUGGGCUUAAAAAUAUCAAAUGUGAAACGUUGAUUUGGCUUCCAAAGGAAAAGCAAUUAAUUUCCUGUGUCAUUUGGUCUCCCCUGCUUAUACUUAAAAUGCAGGCAUGCAAAAGCAGCAGUUUCCCUGCUGCCCUCCCAAUCUUUUGUCAUUCCAAAAAAAAAAAUGCUAGUGUACCCCCCCACCUUCUCUACACAGCAACAGAAAUCUGCUGUUCAACCCCCAUCUUCCCCUUGUUCUCAUUGAAACGGGUUUCAAAUUCUUAAGUGUUUUACUAAGGCAAGAAUCGGUAACUGCAGCCACAAGCAGUUAGUUUUUGUUGAUGUUUUUUUCCUUUUCUUUUUUCCUUCUAAAACGUAAUUACAGAAGUAAUCAAGUAAUUGAAUUAACCUUUUUAGAACUCCAGCAGCAGAAACCUCCUCCAGCAGAGCAGGGACUGUAAGGGCAGUGGAGCUCUUCAGCCCCACACUGCUCCCCAGAGCCGUACACACACCUGUGUGGUUGCACCGCGUUUGGAGGAGUGAGAUAGUGAUGCUCCCUCCCAAAGCAUCAGACCCCCUAAGGAUGGGAGCUUAACCACCUUGCUGAGCUUGAGAGGUACAAGCCUGCAGGAAAGCUGCAGAAUCAGGCCUUUCGGACAAGGGGCCAAGACAGAGAGCAUAAGAUAAAAAGGUAGGAGAAACUAUAUUUAGGAAGAACCAUUCACCCAUUUGCAGUGUAUUCUAAGUAAACAUACUUGCAAAAUACACAAAACAAUGCUCUCCUUCAAACACAGCCAGACAAAAGACCAGACUUUUCCUGUUGUAUCAUAUUUUUUUGGGCAGGAUUCGUUCCUGAUUGCUUGGGCUAAGCUUGUGUGGGGCCCAGCCUGAAUGUUUUUUCCAUCCUUCUCCCUGUAAACAAUGCACUGGAUGUUGUAUGUUUGCUAACUAAUGUAUAAAGCUUCCAAUUCCCCUUCAAAGCAAAUGCUCUCUCAGGGUAAAGCUGCUCCCCAGUCUGUUUCAGUGCUGCAAGGCAGAGGGAAGGUGCAUCUCCCUUUGGGUUUGCAUUCCCUGUGAAGCAGCAAGGGCAGAAGGAGCUGCUGGCCUCGCUGCCAGCUCACAGGGAAAUGCAGGCACCCGCUGCAGCACCACAAAGACCUGACUGCUGUGCUUUGGGGAGCAGUCCUCUUCAUUUCGGUGGGACUUGAUGCAAGCAAGCACCUUUCACCUGAGCAGGAGGGAGGCAUCACACAGCCUGUACCAAUGGUACAGCCUCCAGACAGGACAGGAAGAUUUUUCCUGGCUUGCUCCAUGCUUUACUAGAGAUCAAACUGUAGGCUUGCUCCCUUGGAGGAAAGGGAAUUCUGUAGGUUUGAAAACAGUCUCAAGUGAGCACCGGCAUCACUACAAAACACUGCCUUGGUUCAACAGCAGUACAUCUCCCAGGGCAAGCAUGGCUAGAUAGUUUCCUUACGUACUGCAGCAACCCAGCGCUCUACAAGGCAAAAAGGUGCUAAAGAAUAAGCAUGUGAUUUGAAGGGUACAUAAGUUUCCUGAAGAUUUCGCUGUUUUUAUUGUAUACUUGAGGCUUAAUUGCAACAGAAAUGGGAACUGAACACAAAGGAUUUUGCUGUGGGCAGCGACCUGCAUCCUGUUCUUCCGUGUGUGGAAGAAACCCCUUUCCUGCUGUUUUUAAUUCUUCAUUUCUCCAUUGUAAAAUAAAAAAACAGGAAAAUGUAGCUCCUAGUUGAUAGAAAUGUUUUUUUAAUGUUCUGUUCAUGCUUCCUUUUCUCUGCAUAGUGGUUCAGAGAAGUAGUGAAUGCAGCAGUGGCAUUCUUGGAAGUCCUGCAAAAAAUUCAUACCAUGUCUUUGUUGUGACAACAAGCCAGCAGAGCAUUUGGAAUACAUGAAUAAAUUAAGCAAAUGAAUAAUCCUACUGAAAUCAGUGGGACAACCUACAUACAUAAAAUUAAGCCUGCACGGUCAGGCGAUGCUAACUCAGGGUCUGCAUAGGGAAGAGGCAGUCACAGCGGUGCACCCCACAGUUUGGGGACUGCUUGGCUUGCUUGAUCAAAAGCUGAGGUGUUCGCAAAACCUUGAUAGCCUUGGGAGUUUUUCUGCCAUAUUUUUCAAUUACAGUAUCCAUUAAUUGUUGUAGGUAGCACACUGAUUCCACCCUGAAAAAGGGAAGAGGAAGCAUGAGUAGAGACUCGGAGCUGGUAAAAAUCUGAGAGUUAUUUAUUCCAGAACCCCCUCAGUAAAACCUAUAAUCCUGAUUCCUGCUACAGACUUUUGUAUUCUGAUGUGUGUACUGUAUUACCAAUGGAGUGUUGUAGUGGGUCCAGCAGAGGGAAAACACUAAUUUGUGCCUAGGUUUAGGUCAGGUUCUCUCAGGUGAGAUUAUUUCCUGAUGUAGCUUCCUUCCCCACGUGCCAUUACACCUGGGUAACCUCCCAUCUACCUGCUUUCCUCUGUGAAAGCAGCAGGAAUGUUUCGGUCCUCAUCAGGGAGUUAUCCAGGGCCUGGUGAAAACCACGGGCUAAAGCAAAUAGAAAUGGGAUCAGACAGUUUGGUACCCCUAGCAUAGAGUCAGAAGAGAGGGGAUGUUCAGCAUCAUCAUUCCAUCUGUAUAAAUGAGGUUUAAUGGUCAGCAAGACCUGUAGAUCAUCAAGAUGGCAGGACUGGCUAGCCAACAUGUCCAAAAUGCUUUGAAUGCAUCAAAUGGUUUGUAAGUGUUAAUUGUUAUAUUUUUACAGUCCAGAAUUAACGUGUGCCUCUUCUUUCAUGAGAAUUGCCUAUCAGUACUGACUUUGUCAUCCACACAGAAAUGGUACAGCACUAAAGCCAUACAGUUGCCUUCAACUAAAAGAGAAAGGUUAUCUCAUAUAUUGAAUAACACUGAGACUUUGCUGAUGAAACACCAAAUAAAGUCUGAACAGAA